Messenger RNA from Hyalella azteca, 2125 nucleotides. RefSeq names its product beta-1,3-galactosyltransferase 1. Gene Ontology annotation, molecular function: hexosyltransferase activity. The record is from RefSeq and is a predicted model, not a curated record. The transcript is spliced from 6 exons. Bases 45 to 1463 code for a protein of 472 amino acids. Gene Ontology annotation, cellular component: membrane. NCBI's taxonomy places the organism in Eukaryota, Metazoa, Arthropoda, Malacostraca, Amphipoda, Hyalellidae.
AGCAAGUGUUGGGUAGAGUUGCUAGGUUAUUCGCACUAACGGAAAUGCAGAAAGAGAAGAUAAAUCGGGCAUCCCGUUUUCCGCUUUAUUUUAUUUAUGACAGUUUUUUGCAUAUAUCAAUUUGUUUCAAACGUAAGCUGAAAGCGAAUCGUGUUUUUUAUAUUAUACUCGUCUUGUUUUUAUUAUAUUUAUUGUUUAGAAGGAGCACCUUAUCUGAUCGAGAGGAUACAAAUGCUCAGAAAUUUAGCAAUAUAUUAACAAAUCCUAACGGAGAAAAUGUCAAAAUCCUAGCACAUGCUGAUGAUGCUCAUAAAAUAAUUCAAAAUAAAAAUAUUGAUCAGCCAGAAUCAUUGAGUGAUUUGAAAACUGAUGGAGUACAAGAAUUUAAGAACGGCAAAGCUAAUUCUGGACGUAGCCAUUCCAAACAAGAUUUGAAAGAAUUGAAACUUCAGGGCGGGGAAUUUAAACAAGAUGGCGGAGAAAGUGAAGAUGAUAUUGAAACAUUCAUGCAAAAUGACGUCAUCAAUAACGAUAACGCUGGUGAAUCAGAAGGCAACGAUGACAAACUGCACUCAAAAAUCAAUCAAAAUCCUCAAGCCGUUCUGAUCCCAAACCAAGAUGGCGGACUGAAGUCUAAACCAAUCGUUAAUCCGCACAACUAUCAGCUGUUAUUGAAUAAUGACCGUAUAUGCGGUAAAGGAGACCAAGUAUGGUUGUUCAUCGCCGUGUUAUCGUCGGCCGACCACUUCGAGGCUCGCAACGCCAUACGCCGCACGUGGGGCAGCGGCCAGUCGCUGGCGCCGCUCAGGGCGAGGCUUGCGUUCUUCUUAGCCGCCCCUCAGCAGGCACUUGUCCAGCGACAGAUAGAGUCUGAAGCAGAGACCUACGGAGACAUAAUUCAGGAGGACUUCAGAGACACCUACCUGAACCUGACGCUGAAAUCAGUCAUGGCUCUGAAGUGGGCUCAGUCGCACUGCGUUCAGGCUCAAUAUUUCAUGAAGACCGACGACGACAUUUACGUGAACGCGCCUAAAUUGAUGGCGUUUUUACGUGAACUGAGCAGAACGCGAGACGAUUACAUAGUAGGCUGUAUCAAGCAGAAAAAAUCCUUUGCUCCUGUGCAUUUACCGAACGACUUUCCGAUGCCUCCAGCGCAUCCACUCUUCACUGCCGGCGCUGGGUACGUCUUAACGGGCUCACUGGUACCAUUAAUGUACCGUGCGUCUCUACACGUGCCCCUCGUGCCCGUGGAGGACGUGUACGUGACGGGCCACUUGGCACGGGCCGUUGGGGUACAUCCGCCCCUACACCACCGCGCCUUCUCCUGCGGCGAGCUCCUGCCUGAUGACUGCGACGUCAUGCAGGUUUUCACGGGCCACAAAAUCACGCCACAAAGAAUGCUGGAAAUUUGGGCAAAAAUCAACCCGCAGGAAUACAACAACAGUCCCUGUUUCGACUUCUGAAUCUCUAUUUGUCUUCGAAUAAGUAAAUGACUCGUAAUUUCUUUAUAAAUUGAAUGAUCACGUGAAUUGAAUUCACUAAUUUAAACUAAUAGAUUAAAAAAAAUGGAAUACGAACAGUCUGAAAAACAUCGAAGCGAGGCGAAAAAGUAUAGUAGCGCAAUUUUUCUCAGCAGCUGCUAUUAUUUAGCACGAAAAAAAAUUACCGUAAAAGACGCAACACAAGAGACACAAACUAUAGACAGAGCGCAUCUAAGACCAGCACUAACUCGAGCACCAACCAAACAUUUGUCUCUCCCAAAAAUCGCCCUCUCAGGGCUCAUGCAUCCGCCUCAUAAAACUACGGCUGUGUUUAUACGUUUUUUUUGUAAGCUAUUUGGUAGCUUGGACCGAGAGCUUCGGGUGAGCUUUGCAAGUUCUUUGUGUGAGUAAUUCAAGAACCUUAUGUGCGUGUGUGGAGUUGGUUAAAAUUCAUAAAAAUAUUGUUCCUUAUAUAUUGAUAAUAGUUUAGUUUUGGAAGCGUUUUUGCCUGGUCUGUAAAAAUAACCGCUCGACAAUCUCUAGCUGGAACAAUUGCUCGGUUAAUUGUUUCGUAUCGAGGCUUCUUGAAGUCGUUAAUUGAAAUUAAUCGAAAUUAAUGUGUGUGUGAAAUAUUUUUUAAUUCU